Molecule: messenger RNA, 7526 nt
Organism: Sphaeramia orbicularis (orbiculate cardinalfish)
Lineage: Eukaryota; Metazoa; Chordata; Actinopteri; Kurtiformes; Apogonidae
Gene: map2
Product: microtubule-associated protein 2
Exons: 22
Coding region: 358-5820 (1820 amino acids)
Biological process (GO): neuron projection development; microtubule cytoskeleton organization
Cellular component (GO): neuron projection
Molecular function (GO): microtubule binding
Source: RefSeq, a predicted model, not a curated record
GCAUGACGUAACACCGUGUGUCUGUGUCGCUGUGGAAGUGGGAAAGGCCCGUUUGUGUGCUACCCGGUGGUUACUUUGGCAGGAGGGUACGCUUAUCCAAACACCUUGUCUGCCAGUAUUGGAUGUUAUCCUCCCAUCUGAGCCACGGACAACAUCCCGACCUGACCAGGUGUGACCAGGAGGCAUUCGGCCUCUUGACUCUCAGUAUCGGACAGUCUUCAAACCUGUGUGAUUUAGGAGAGAGGACAGAUCUUUUUGUAUCCAGCGUGACUCAUCUGGAACCCCAAACGGCAUAAACAGCCACAAGGAGAGACCCCAUCCCUCGCCCACUCUCCCCUGCUGCUAGCCAGCACCAGCAUGGCAGACAGUCGACAACCGGAGGACGGUGCCCCCCAGUGGAAUCCAUCGGGAGGGCAGGAUCCUACUGGCACCCACGGAGCCAAUGGCUACUCGUCCUCUGCCUACAGGACCUGCCAGCCCGGGGGUGCCCUCAUGGCCACAGCCCCAUACUCUGCAAGGGAGAACGGCUUCAAUGGAGAACUAACUGGGGCUCAUGCUAUAACUGCAGAGCAAGUGUCUGCUCGGAUCGUGCAGGAGGUGACAGCAGAGGCAGUGGCGGUGCUUAAAGGUGAACAGGAGACUCAAAGGCUGCCAUCAGUUGAAGACACCACCAAUUUGCCUCCCUCCCCUCCCCCUUCACCUGCCGCAGAACAUUUCGGUCCUCUGGAACAAGAUGUAGGGGAUGAGGAGGAGGCGGGCCCUCUCCGCCGCUUCCAAAAUUCUCGCGAGAGGUGCAAGUUCCUCGCCCCCUCCAUCUCAGUUUCCGUGCCCGAGGACGACCCCUACCACUCCGACGAGGAGUACUAUGAGCACCCCUUGUUCAGCCCAGAGUGGACGCACUCGGGCUCUCGCCCCACAGGGCAGGCCGUGGCCUUUAGACAGAUUGAAGAAGAGACCAUGGAGGCUCUUACAGCUGAAUACGAGGAGGAGGAGGUGGAAGAGGAUGAGGAGGAGGAGGAGGAGAGUGCAGAGGCAGCAGAGUCCGAGCCUGCUCUUGAUGAGCAGCAGUGGAGCGGGGAAGAACCCGAACUGGACAGCCCCCAAGCUGAGCCCUUAGAGCAGGCAGAGGCCUUAGACGAGGCCCAGGAUCUAGCCCUGGAGCCGGACUUGGCAGAUAGUGCUGCUACAGAAAGCUCUAAGGACAGAGAGGAGGAGCAGGAGGAGGAACAGGAGCAGGAGGAGGAGGAGGAGGAGGAAGCAGAGGGUGAGGAGAGCCCUGAGUCAGGUGCGUCCUGCCCUCUGCUCUCCCUGCGUGCAUGCUACUGCAUUGCCCACUGUAUAAGAACGUCAGUUGUGUCAAAAAGAAAAAAAAACCCUCAUAAGCAUACUUUGAAGAUGGACUCAGACAAGCAGGGCAGCGAGAAAAGUGGUUCCAUGAGCCCAGACAGCAUUGGAUCGGAGAAACGCCCAGAGGAGUUUUAUGAGCCCCAGAUCCAUGAAUUCUUUGCAGGAGAGCGAGUCGUACCAGAGAGCCCCACCAUGGAUAUGCCCUCCUUUGUAACUCCGAAUGUUCAAAUCCAAGCCAAAGAAUCUCCCAAGUCUCUCACCCUUCAGCCUACGUACGGCGAGCCCCUCACGGUGUCUGAGAAGCAGCCGUCGGUGGAGGUGGUGGAGUUCAGCAGCAUGGGUGCUCCUUCUGAUUUCUCUUCUAUGGGAGUCGGAGGUCAAGGAGGGAACUCGGGGAAAGACGCAAAAGAUAGAUCUGGCAUGUCGGCAUAUUUCGAAACCUCAGCCAUGGAGGUUGAUGACUCUCUCCAAAGUAAGGGUGAGGGUUAUUAUGAACUGAGCAGAGCCGGUGAAGAGAAAUGUCCAGUUGAGGUCAGCUACAGUUCACUCGCUGAGACCCAUGAUAAACCAGAAACGACAAAAAGUACGACAGAAGACACCAAGGUGUUUACAGUUCCUGACAGGAGUAAUGAAUGCAGACUUUCUCCUGGUAAACUGGCUUUAGAGCAGAGGAGCUACUCACUUAAUAUAACUAUUGGAGCCAUGGAUCAAAGUGGCCAAGGCAGACCUAGAAACUUCUCCCCACUGGCUACAGAUAUUAUGUCAUAUACCAGUGGAAGUCUAGAUGAAUCCGCAGACUACCUCCCAGUCACUACCCCCUCUGUGGACAAAGUGCCGACAUUUCCUCCCCUGAUCCUGGAGACCGCAUCUUCUGUUACGUCAGAUUCCUCAUCUCCACCAAAAACCACUGACCCGGUAUCAAAACCCAGUCCUGGUUCAGCAUCCCCAGAAUCCCCACAACCCCCUAAAGGCACCUUUAAAAAUGGCACAGUGAUGGCACAAGACCUGCCCGAGAUGCUAGACCUUGCCGGCACCCGCUCCAGACUGGCAUCGGAAAAUACUGACCCAGAAAUUACCCGGAGGAAGUCGAUUCAAGCUGAUAUCCCUCUACUCCCCGAUGAUCCGAUGGCUGGCUUUGUUUCUGGGGAGCACAGUCCCAGGAAGAGUGAAAGCCAACUAGAAGAGAUGGGCUAUUGUGUGUUCAGUGAAUACUCAGGCCCCAUGCCAUCCCCUGCAGACGUUUUCAGCCCGACGGACACUUCUACGAAGGGUUUCACCCCAUCUGUCCUGGAGGAAAAAGUGGCUGAGCAAGCUAGGAAAUUAGCAGUCAGAGACACGUCGUUGGAGGAUAAAAGCCAGCCAUCUGGGGUCACUAAUGCCACUGAGGAGCAAGACCAGAAACAGGCCGAGAAAAGGGAUUCUGUUGAUGAAAAAAACAAAGAUGCCCAGGAUCACCUAAACCAGAACGUCAAAGAGCACGAGAAACCAUUUAUUCAACCAGCGGAGUCCUUUGUGACACCAACGGUCACUGUGACUCUCGAAGAAGGCGGCAGAACAGGAAGCGAGACCGAAAGACAGGCCAGCGGUGAAGGUUCGGCAUCGGAAACCGAAAUUGCCGAUUACGAGAGGCAGAUUCGCAAGUUGGAAAUGGAAGACAGGCCUCUGAGUUUGGAGGAAGAGCGAGAACUGCAAGAGCUCCGGGAGAAGGUGAAGCUCGUCCACCAAGAAGCCUACGAGGAAGUGGACGCUGAAGAUGUUUACCAGCUCACCGGCGUUGCCAAAGAUCGGAUCGCGAGGCCUGUCAAGACUUCACCUGCUUCAUCUGUGGAGAGCAACAUCGACGACGAUAAGCUGCUCUCACCGGUACUGUCACCAUCCAAACUGAAGCAAAGGGAAACUUAUGGGUCCCCUAAGAGAGUACCGUCUCCAGUGUUUGGAAUUAGCAAAGAGGAAAAGGAGAAAGAAGAGUUAGAAAAGAAAAUGAAGGAAGAACAAGAGAGAGAAGCUGCAGAGAAGAAAAUGAAAGAGGAGAAAGAAGAAGCUGAAAGGAAACUUAGGGAAGAAGCAGAAAAGAAAGAGAAGGAAAAACAAGAAAGGGAAGAGAGGGAGAGGAGAGAGAAAGAAGAAAGAGAGAAAGAAGAAGAAGAGAAAGAGAAAAAGGAACGAGAGGAGAGGGAAAAGAUAGAGCGAGAAAAGAAAGAAAGGGAGGAGAAGGAAAGGGUAGCGAAAGAGUUGAAAGAGAAGGAAGAGAAAGAGCUAAAAGAGAAGGAAGAGCGAGACAAAGCGGCUGAGAUGGACAAAGCGAAGGCAGACAAGCCUGAGGUGUCGGCCACUACAGUAGAGCGGCCUGGAGGAGAUGGAAACAACGCGACGGAGGAAGAGGAAAGUAAAGACGACGCGUUAAAGGAGAUCCAAGAGACCCACGCCGCCAUCGAGUCAGUGGUGACGGUGGAAGACGACUUCAUCACCGUUGUUCAGACCAUCGAUGAAGCAGAAGAACCGGGACAUAGCGUUCGUUUCUCUGCUCCACCCGAGGCCGAGGCUCUCUGCGCCGGUGUCCGGAAAGAGGAAGAGGAGGAGGAAGAGGAGGAGGAGUCUGUGGAACUGGCCCAAGAAGCCGACAUGGAGGCGGCUAGUUUAGACGAGGUGGCCGAUGUCCACGAGACCCCCGGCUCCCCCGAGAAAGAGGCUCAGACCGUGGAAACAGAAGGACAGACGGAGAGCUACGACAGGGAUGAAACCACCAUGGACGACUCCAUCCUGGACAGCUCCUGGGUGGACACACAAGAUGAUGACAAGAGCAUGCUAACAGAGCAGAUUGAGCCUUUACCGAAAGUAUCCAGUCCAGUCAAACUGCCGACUGCAGUUCAGAACAAACAGACACAACAGAAGAAGACAGAAAAACAAGAGAAGCCAGUCAAACCCAAGGCCAAAGGAGUGAAGGCAAAAGGACGGAUCUCCACACCUGAACGCAAACCUGCUCGCAAGGAACCCAUCUACAUCCCCAGAGAGGAAGUGAAGAAGAAAAAAGCUGUGAUCAGGAAGUCUGACUUCACCAAAAAAAUGGAAGUUCAGACUCAGUCCCCGUCGAGGAGGACUGUGCUGAAACCAGCCGUCCGUCAAACCCGUCCCACCCAGCACCACUCCUGUCCCAGGAGAAGACCCACAGAGGCAUUACCAGAUGGUCGUCAACCUCUCAGUGUUGCCAGACAGUCUCGCGACAGAGCAUCGUGCCAUGCCCAUCGUUUACCACUAACAAAGAUCCCCACCUCCAUAUCCAGACUGGCUGCCUCAUUAGAUAGACCUCAUCCAUCCUCAGCAGAGCCUCAAGGCUCCCCAAAAUUACAGAAAGUCAUCUUCAAGGAUGGUGGGUCACGGAGCCCUGCCAAGAGGUCCACUGCGCCACGACCAGCGUCGAUACUGAGUCGCCGUGGAUACCACGAUCACGAGGAGAGUUCGACCUCCAUAACCAGCUCUGGUUCCACAGCUCCCCGCAGACCCACAUCUUUUCGCGCUGAGAUGAGGGCAGAGCACAGGACAGGACGGGCCCCCAGUAUGACAGUCACACAAACGGUACGCUCACGUUCAGCUCGCAGUGGCCACUCCACCCCUCGGACCCCCGGCUCCACCGCCAUCACCCCAGGGACGCCUCCCAGCUACUCGUCGUCUUCACGGACCCCUGGGACCCCUCGCUCCCUCAGCUUGAUUUCCCAAGAGAGGAAGGUGGCUGUGGUUCGCACCCCACCCAAGUCACCCGCGACCACACCCAAGCAGCUCCGCAUCAUCAACCAGCCACUGCCCGACUUCAAGAACGUCAAGUCCAAGAUCGGCUCCACGGAGAAUAUCAAGUACCAGCCCAAAGGAGGACAGAUUCCUAUUUUAAAUAAGAAGCCGGACUUCAUCCACUUACAGUCAAAAUUCAGCUCCAAAAAUAACCUGAAGCAUUCUCCCCGUGGAGGCAAUGUUCUCAUCCCCAGUGUUAAGCUGGACUAUAGCCAUGUUCAAUCUAGGUGUGGGUCCUUGGACAGGAGAGGCUACUCAGCAGGAGGUGGAAACGUGCAGAUACAAAAUAAGAAGAUUGACUUGAGCCAUGUGACCUCCAAGUGUGGCUCUCUAGACAACAUCCAUCAUCGGCCCGGGGGCGGUAAUGUGCGUAUAGAGAGUGUGAAGUUGGACUUCAAAGACAAAGCCCAAGCCAAGGUGGGUUCCCUGGAUAAUGCUCACCACAUUCCUGGUGGAGGCCGAGUCACGAUUGAGAGCCACAGGCUGAUGUUCCGUGACCACGCUAAGGCCCGAGUGGACCACGGAGCUGAGAUCGUGGUCCAGUCCCCGGGGCUGUCCGGCUCAGUGUCCCCCCACCGCCUCCGGGACAGCCACCUGUCCUCUUCUGGCAGUCUCAACAUGAUGGAGUCCCCACAGUUAGCGACGCUGGCAGAGGACGUCACCGCAGCUCUGGCCAAGCAGGGUUUGUGAACACUGGAUCUCACUUCAGAUGCCCUCCAUCUGAACCUUAAGCUCAAACCUUUCUGGCCACUCCCACCACCCUGAGGUCAGCCUGACACUACUUCUACUCAGCCAAACCACAGCCUCUAAACAUCUCCACUUCAGCAUCAAUCAUUAAAACACCAACUCUGAGUAGAGACUCAAAUUAGGAGCUACUGCACUCCGGUCCUCUUUAUUUCCUGCCUAUUUUAAACCCAAAUAUAUGCUAUUUCUGAUUCAUUUUAGUGGCCUCUCUUUCAUGAAUGAUGUUGCAUAGAAUAGUUCAGUCUGAGCACCUGUCCUAGAUAAGAUUGAAUGGUAAAUUUGAAGCGGUCUGGACCAGGUCUACGUACCAGGUAUUGGCUUGACUGGUUCUGGAUCAGUGUUUUAAAGAAGCCACAGCCUUUAUUCUUCUUUAAGUAGGAAGUAAUGUGGCCAGCACACCAUGCAGCACGUGUUGUUCUUGCUCAGUAAAUGUGCAUGGACUCCAGACCCCCCCUUAACAAACCAAGCAUCCUUACUGCAAGUCAUUCUUGUCAUUCAAUAUAUAAUAUAUCUAAUGAAUAUAUACAGAAACAUGUAUAAAAAUACAAGUUCCUUGCCAUCUACAUGUCCUUAAAAACAUUUUAAAAGGAAAUGACAAUAUGGCUAUAAAAUAUACCUGUAAAAUUGCAUUAUUGCAAGAACUAGGUCAUGUUACAACAGCAUGUAUUGAUUCUAAUAUUAAAAGAGGCUAUUUUGUAAUUUAAAAGAAGGAUUUUAGUAAGUUAUUUCCUCAAUUAUUGAGUAAAUUAAAAGUUAAUGUUUUGUAGUUAUUAGUUGUUUACAGUGUAAUGCUUGGUGACAAUGUCAGACAGCUGAUUUGGUGUUGCUAAGGAAUGCAUCUCAGUCCUGUUGAAGAGCAUCAUACACUUGUACUUUUCACAGUAGUUCUCUAUAGACGCCUGUUAUUACAUCAGAACAAUAUUAAACGCUGGAACCGGAGCUGGAGAUGGAUCUGGAUUUUAUUCCACCAAAAACCUCCAUCCGAAAAGGAAACGGCUAACAGUAUCAUGUCGUCACAGUCGCAGAUAAUAAGCUCACGUGAAUGAAUGACUCUACUAACAUGUCGCUCUUAUCAGGACUGUCUGUUUGUCUGACCGGCGGAGGACGAAGCUACAGUUCGCAAAAGCUGAGAUUUUAGCAGAAGAUGCAGCUAUUCUGAAAUCUGUCUGUGUGUAUGUGUGCGUGUGUGGUGCCAAUCCCAUGCCGUUUUAUGACGGAUGCUACCGUACGUGGAUGUUCUGUUGCAAUAUGUGGAAGAGGAAAAGUGGAAAAAAAAAUAUUUUGAAAAAAAAAAAAAAAAACAUUAAAAAGACACUCCAUGAACAAAAGUAUACCAACCCCAUGGAUCCUGUUACAUCUGUUAGGAAAAAAAGUGUUUGGGUGAUCUAGUUUCUUUUUCAGACACCAUUUGUGAUAUAUCCUGCCUUCUGCCUAAUUACUGCCCUCACCUGCAACUGUGCGUUUGCUUCUGUGUUUUUUCUGCAUUUCCCCAUCUCCGUGUGCCCUUUUACCCCCCCACUUUCCCACUUCCUGCUCCAACCUACAGCAACUGUAAAUGUAUUUAAAAGUUCAAAUAGAUGUACGCAGUUUUUCUCUUGUUGAUAUGACAUAAAUUACAAUAAUUAAUGACAAUAAAAAGGACAAAAAAUUGA